Molecule: messenger RNA, 1659 nt
Organism: Mesorhabditis belari
Lineage: Eukaryota; Metazoa; Nematoda; Chromadorea; Rhabditida; Rhabditidae
Source: the annotation of a GenBank genome assembly
AUGGAGCUCUUCUUGGUAAGCCUCCUUGACACAAGAAGAAGAGCCUUUUCGUCUUUAGGAACCAGCUCGGCUCCAGAUGAUGAAAAAGUUAAAGCGAAGACUAUCAGCUGCUUUCAGGGGCAGCUCUUCAAACUCAAAUCUAAAUGCGCUCCAAUUGUAUCACAACCCUACAGAACAUGGAGCUUAUCGGAUAGUAUGAGCCAACUAGCAGACAGAUUAGCUGCGGAUGGAAUAAUUGUUGAAGAGGAUUGUGCAUUGCGAAAUCCAGUACCUGAACCAAGACAUCACCGCCCUAAGCCACGAACGCAUUCAAUGUAUUCUUCGAGAAUGUAUCAUCCAACGUAUUAUGGAGAUGCCGUAGUUCAAGAAUCGUGCGUACUGGGAAGUGAUGGAGAGAGCGUCGAGGUGUCACCGUGCACAUCCGAUCAGAUGCCUAACUCGGCUCCUCGUUAUGUGGUCAAUGUUAAAAUGCGGCAAAAGCCAGCAAGAAAAUGGAGCGAGGAAGAGAUCCAGAAACGUCUUUCUUUGCCGGCCGAUCUCCGUUUGCCCGUCUCUGUACUGGAAAAGCUAAACAAGGCACCAUUGGAUCAACCGUUAACGAGGAAAAAUCGACGCGCUAGUUUGAGCGAAAUCGGUUUUGGUAAACUGGAAACAUAUGAACGAUUGGAACGGCUGGGUGAAGGAACUUAUGCGACUGUGAUCAAAGGAAGAAGUUUAUUGACGAACAAAUUUGUGGCUUUAAAGGAGAUCCGUCUGGAGCAAGACGAAGGAGCCCCAUGCACGGCCAUUCGGGAAGUUUCGUUGUUACGGAAUCUUCGACAUGCCAAUGUGGUAACGCUACACGACAUCAUUCACACAGAUCGUUUGCUGACGUUGGUGUUUGAAUAUGUGGAAAAGGAUUUAAAGCAAUACAUGGACAGCAUUCAAGAUCGUUACUACAUGAACCUCAAAAACAUUCGGUUGUUUAUCUUUCAAUUGUUGCGUGGAUUAGCGUAUUGUCAUCAGCGGAAAGUGUUGCAUCGGGACCUAAAGCCGCAAAAUCUGUUGGUGACAGCGAGGGGUGAGCUGAAGUUGGCAGACUUUGGCUUAGCCAGAGCAAAAAGUGUUCCUACGAAAACUUAUUCGAACGAAGUGGUGACUUUGUGGUAUCGUCCUCCGGAUGUUUUGUUAGGAUCAACUGAUUACUCUACGCACAUUGAUAUGUGGGGCGUUGGCUGCAUUCUCUACGAAAUGGCCAAAAUGCGGCCUCUUUUCACAUCGGUCUCCAGGGAAGAACAACUUGGUUUUAUCUUUCGAACAUUGGGCGCUCCUGACCCAGACCGGCAUCCAACUAUUUGCAGCUCACCGGAGUUUCCAAACUUCUUUCGACAAUGUUAUGACGAUGGUUUGGGACAAAAGCGUCGUCUAGAGUACAUGUGCCGAGAGUUCGACAAAAGGCUUUUUGAUCUGCUACGUCGUUUUCUACAGUAUGAGGGACGCGAUCGUAUGUCAGCUGCUGAAGCGAUGGAACAUUCUUUCCUUCGAGUGCUUCCACCUGGAGUUUUUCAAUUAAAGGACGAUGAAUCGGUUUUGACAGUACCCGGUGUAAAGCUGGAACCCGAACGAACUGAUGAGAGCCGAAUUAGCACAUUACCAGCUGAGAGAUCGUUUCUCCAAAAG